UCCCACCCCACCCCGAGCACCCGGGCCGACGUUCCCCCCACCCGGGGGACCUGGACCCUCCCCGGGGUCAGCAUCCCCCCACCAACCAACAAUGGAACCUCCCCUGGGACCAGGGGCCAUGCCCUCCGUGUCAAUGGGACCAAAUAACGGGACACCAAAUGUGCCUGAUAAUCCAUCUCCAGCGAGCAAUACCACAACCCCCCCUGUGGAGGCAACCCCCCAGAACAUGGGACACCCCUCGAUGGGACCGCCACAGGGGCCGAAUGGACCUGCACAGCCACCCCCUGUAACAACUGCACCAUCCCUGGGACCACCCCCUGGGACAGUGGGACCACCUACCGGGACAGCUACACCACCUAUUGGGACAGCAGGACCAACCAUUAGGACAUCAGGACCACCUCUCCGGACAGCAGGACUGCCCCCUGGGACAGCAGCACUAACCCCUGGGACAGCAGGACCAGCCAUCGGGGCAGCAGCACAGGGACUCCGGACAGCAACACCAACCCCUGGGAUAGCAACACCAACCCCUGGGACAGCAGGACCAGCCCUUAGGAGUGCAGGCCUCUCUCCCAGGCUGGCCUCACCAAUGCCUCACAGUUCUUCCCCUACUGCAGGGAAGACACCAGGCCCAGGUACCAGUCAACAAAACCAGUCUGUGCCAGAUCUGUCCGGUAUGAACCAGUCACAGCCAGACCAGACUGGAAAGUCAGGUCCAUCAGGGGAUAACACAGCCUCACAGGCACCUGGGGAGACAACGCAGAGUCAGCUGCAGGGCCCUGCAGAGUCGCUAGGGGGAAACGGAACAGCUUCAAACGUGGCGGCGGAACCAGACAACGUUAAGGCGCCCGGAUCAAUCGCCCAGCAAUCAGUUACACAUGAGAAAGCAGGCGCAAAGGAACAAGCCAGCACUAGUUCACCAUCAGUACCACCAGAGGUACAAGGUAAUGGUAAAACCUCAUGUACAGCCUCCCAGGUGGACCCACAACCUGAUGCAUCUGGCACUGGUCAAGACAAACCAGAGGGGGAAGGUGGAAGCAUGGGGGAGGGGGUGAGCAAGGGUGGAGCACAGGAGGAUACAACCCCGCCCCAGGACAGUGGUAGUGAGAUGUCGGCAAGCGAGGGGGGAGGUGGGGGAAAGGGAGAGACUGUUGGCAUGGCAACAGAGGUGGUAGCCCCACCUAGCAACCAGGAAGAGUCUAUCCCUGUGAGCUCCAUGGAGACCUCAUGUUCAACUGGUGGCCCUGUUCAAAGUGGUUCAGAAGUCAAGCAGACACUGGAUGUGCAGCAAGAAAACACAACAACAGAGGCUGGUAACAAAGAUCUCCCCCCAGCAGGUGAGGGAGGAACUGCAGCGCCGACAAAACAGGCAGGCAGCUCAGAAACAGCAGCUGCAGUACAGCAGGAGCUGCCAGGGGGCACAGGUGGUACUACAAACAGCACUUCAGGUCAACCUGCAUCAGGUCAACCGGCGUCUGGAACAGCAGAUGACAAGAAAGGAGAAGAAAAAACUCCAGAAGUCCCGACUUCGUCUCAGGAGCAGACUGCCAAGAAACGUGAAUUACCUAAAGAUCUGGAAGAGAAGGGCCCCUCCCCACUCAAGCAGAGCAAGUCAUAGCAGAAUUUCAUCCCACCAACCUUCUGUUGUCAUUGUUUUACACAUACUAAACUUGCACCUGGUCACAUGUUUGGUGUAAGAUUGUAACAAAUUGGUUAAUACAAAGUAGGCAAGAGGUAUUUUUGUGGGGGGGUUGAAUUGUUCAUGGAGUAACUGUAAAUUCAGAAACUUUUGCAGUGUGAAUUAGUGACUUGUAGUCAGUACUUAUUUCAACCACAAACUUCAAACAGUGCAAAAACUUUUUCCCUCCUACGACCACGAAAGUAAAUUUUACAGAAGCUUGCAGUUCUAUGAAAGACAAGAUUAUUUCAUAAUACGUUUUACAAUGAAUGAUUAAAA
Messenger RNA from Branchiostoma belcheri (Belcher's lancelet), 1954 nucleotides. RefSeq names its product basic salivary proline-rich protein 2-like. The transcript is spliced from 7 exons. Lineage: Eukaryota; Metazoa; Chordata; Leptocardii; Amphioxiformes; Branchiostomatidae. The coding region runs from base 92 to 1615 and encodes 507 amino acids. The record is from RefSeq and is a predicted model, not a curated record.